GUCAGGCUGUAAUAUCCGAGCCUUGACAUUGCGAAGAUGGAGGAUGUUAUGGUCUAGCCCAGGAUAUACAGAAAAGCACAAACUGCGAGUUUCAGAGGUCUGUUAUGACAACAUUUCCAGUUGGUCCAGGUGGAGGCAGGAGGUGUGAGUAGAGUGCAGUACACAUCAACAGCAUGUACUCCGAGUGGCGCUCACUGCAGCUGGUCGUGCAGAGUGACCAGGGCCACCUCAGCGUUCUGCACACCUAUCCCACCAGCGUGGGGACAGAGGUGGCAAAUGCUGUGGUCAAACCUCUGGGCACAGCUGUGAGCCCUGUCGCCACAGAGAACAUCCUCAAGACAGAUAAGGAGGUGAAGUGGACCAUGGAGGUGCUGUGUUAUGGCCUUACCCUCCCCUUAGAGGGGGACACUGUUAAGUUGUGUGUAGAUGUCUACACAGACUGGAUGAUGGCCCUGGUGUCGCCCAGGGACUCUAUGCCUCAGCCUGUGGUCAAGGAGCCCAAUAUGUACGUCCAGACCAUCCUCAAACAUCUCUACAAUGUCUUUGUACCAAGGCCUGAACAGCACAGUCUGAACCACAUUAGGCUCUGCCAGCAGGUUCUGACUGCGGUCCAGAAACUGGCACGAGAGUCUGUUUCCAUGGUGAGGGAAACCUGGGAGGUGCUGCUGCUCUUCUUGCUUCGCAUCAAUGACACAUUACUUGCCCCGCCCACAGUUGGAGUCCCUCUUUUUCCAGUCGGGGUGGCAGAGAAACUGGCAGAGAAACUGAUGGCAGUGCUGUUCGAGGUGUGGCUGCUGGCAUGUGCCCGUUGCUUUCCCACGCCACCAUACUGGAAGACAGCUAGAGAGAUGCUGGCCAACUGGAGACAUCAUCCUCCUGUUGUGGAGCAGUGGAGCAGAGUGGCCUGUGCCCUGACCUCCAGACUUUUGCGCUUUACCCACGGACCAUCCUUCCCACCUUUUAAAGUUCCCGAUGAGGAUGCCACCCUGAUACCUUUAGAGAUGGACAAUGACUGUGUGGCACAGACGUGGUACCGCUUUCUCCACAUGCUCAGCAACCCAGUAGACCUGAGCAACCCAGCCAUCGUGAGCACGACUCCAAAGUUUCAGGAACAGUUUCUCAACUCCAGCGGCAUCCCUCACGAAAUGGUGCUGCACCCUUGUUUAAAACAGCUACCCCAGAUCUUCUUCAGGGCCAUGAGGGGCGUCAGCUGCCUUGUGGAUGCCUUCUUGGGUGUCUCUGUUGAAAAGAGAGAUGUACGGGAGAGGGUGUUCACAUUUUCUCCAGUGCUGCUCUCUCAUGGCAUCUCACGUCCCAGAGCUGACAGCGCCCCGCCCACCCCGGUCAACAGAAUGAGCAUGUCCCCGCCCCCCUCUAUCACCAACACUACGCCCCCUCACCACCGCAAGCAACGACAUGCAGUGGUCACCAAAACCACAAGCAAGAGUUCAACUGGAAGUGGUAGUCAACCAACCAAAGCAUCCCAGCAGCAACAGCAGCAGCAAACUUCCUCUUCCCCGACCCUGUUGUCUAGCCCCAACCAGAGCAGUUGGGAGUCUCGGCCCCUGCCGGCCCCGGCGCGGCCAAAGGUCAACAGCAUCCUCAACCUGUUCGGCCAGUGGCUUUUCGACGCCGCUCUCGUCCACUGUAAGCUCCACAGCGGCCUCAGCCGAGACCCCAGCAUGACCGCCAUAACCACUCAAGUAGGUUUGGAGCUGAAAAGGAAGGGCUCACAAAUGUCCACCGACUCCAUGGUGUCGAACCCCAUGUUUGAUGCCAACGAGUUCCCCGAGAGCUACGAAGCAGGACGAGCGGAGGCCUGCGGGACUCUCUGCCGUAUCUUCUGUAGCAAGAAAACCGGAGAAGAGAUUCUGCCUGUUUACCUAUCCAGGUUUUACAUGGUCCUGAUUCAGGGUCUCCAGAUCUCCGAUUUCAUCUGUAGACCAGUCUUGGCUUAUAUCAUUCUCAACUCUUCCUCUCUCUUCUGUACUGACCUGAAGGGCAUCAAUGUGGUGGUACCCUACUUCAUAGCUGCCUUGGAGACUAUUGUACCAGACAGGGAGUUGUCCAAAUUCAAGAUGUAUGUAAACCCCACCGACCUGAGGAGAGCCUCCAUCAACAUCCUGCUUGCCAUGCUGCCAUUGCCGCAUCACUUUGGCAACAUCAAAUCAGAGGUUCUGCUAGAGGGGAAGUUCAAUGAGGAGGACGGGUGGCCUCAUGACCAGCCCGUGUCUUUCCUGUCCCUGAGGCUACGUCUCGUCAACGUCCUGAUCGGAGCCCUGCAGACUGAGACCGACCCCACCAACACACAACUCAUCCUGGGUGCAAUGCUAAAUAUCGUUCAAGACUCUGCACUGUUGGAGUCCAUAGGUGCACAAACUGAAACAGGGAGUAUAGACGGGAGCCACAUGACAGUGAGGAGUCAGAGUCACAGCCGUACAAACAGCGGCAUUAGUUUCAGCAGCGGGGGCAGCAUGGAGGCCACCAGCCCGGACUCUGAGCGCCCUGCCCAGGCUCUGCUUCGAGACUACGAUACGGCGGCAGGCCUGCUGGUGCGCAGCAUCCACCUGGUCACCCAGAGGCUCAACUCCCAGUGGAGGCAAGACAUGAGCAUCUCACUGGCUGCCCUGGAGCUCCUGGCGGGGCUCGCCAAGGUGAAAGUGGGGGUCGACUCUGCAGACCGCAAACGUGCUGUCAGCUCUAUAUGUGGGUACAUUGUAUACCAGUGUAGCCGUCCAGCUCCUCUUCAAUCCAGAGACCUUCACUCCAUGAUUGUAGCUGCCUUCCAGUUUCUAUGUGUGUGGCUCACAGAGCACCCGGACAUGCUGGAUGAGAAGGAUUGUUUGGUGGAGGUGUUGGAGAUUGUAGAGCUGGGAAUCUCCGGCAGCAAGUCCAGACAGGAACAAGAAGUGCGACAUAAAGCGGAGAAGGAGCACAACCCAGCAUCAAUGAGGGUGAAGGACGCUGCUGAGGCGACUUUGUCCUGUAUCAUGCAGGUGUUGGGGGCCUUCCCUUCGCCCAGUGGACCCGCCUCCACCUGCAGCCUGCUGAAUGAAGACACCCUGAUUCGAUAUGCCAGACUCAGUGCCACAGGAGCCAGCAACUUCCGCUACUUUGUCUUGGACAAUUCAGUCAUCCUCGCCAUGCUGGAGCAACCGCUUGGCAAUGAGCAGAACCCCAGUCCAUCAGUGACAGUUUUGAUCAGAGGGACGGCUGGAAGACAUGCCUGGACCAUGCAGCUCUUCCACCAACCCAGAGGAGCUCGGGCCAAUCAGAGGCAGGUGUUUGUUCCUGAGGGCCGUCCAACACCCAACAAUGAUGUAGGGAUCAAGUACAACGUCAAGCAGAGGCCCUUCCCCGAAGAGGUGGACAAGAUCCCACUUGUCAAAGCUGAUGUCAGCAUUCCUGACCUGGAUGACAUUGUCAGUAAAGAGCUGGAAGUUCAACAUGACAAGCUUCGAUUACUGAUGACGAAGCAGAUCGAUUAUGAGGGCACCCUGGAGCGCCACAGCGAGGAGAUCUGGAAGUCCAAGUCUUUCCCUGACCCCCAAACAGACUGUAAACCCCCUCCACCCUCGCAAGAGUUCCAAACAGCCCGUCUCUUCCUCUCCCACUUUGGUUUUCUGUCUCUGGAGGCGCUCAAGGAGCCCAAUAACAGCCGUCUACCUCCUCAUCUGAUUGGCUUGGAGUCGUCCUUGCCAGGGUUUUUUGACGACAUCAGCUACCUGGACCUGCUUCCCUGCCGACCAUUUGACACUGUCUUUAUUUUCUACGUGAGGGCUGGGCAGAAAACCAGCCACGAGAUCCUGAGGAAUGUGGAGUCAUCAUCCAGUGUUCAGCCCCACUUUUUGGAGUUCUUGCUAUCCUUGGGCUGGCCUGUGGACGUAGGACGCCACCCAGGGUGGACGGGGCACCUAGACACCAGCUGGUCCCUCAACUCCUGCUCUGACAACGACAUACAACAGACUGAGGAAGCUUCUACUCCUGAGGACACAGGCGGUUCAGUGUUCAACGGGGAGAAGAAAGUUUUGUACUACGCUGAUGCUCUGACAGAGAUUGCCUUCGUUGUUCCGUCUUUGACAGAAAAUUCCGAGGAGUCGUCAGUGCACAGUGACUCCACAGUGGAAGCAGACACAAACACAGAGCCCGCGCCUGCUUCACUCAAACAACCCAAUCUCACACUGGAGCUAUUCCCUAACCAUUCAGAAAACCUGGAGUCUGCCAAAAAGCUGAGUCCUUUGGUGAAGACCAAGAGGUCAUCGACUGGAAAGUCUUUCCCAGCACUGGGACCUGAGACGAAAGUGUUUGUGGUCUGGGUGGAGCGCUUUGAUGAUAUUGAGAACUUCCCGUUGUCUGAUCUGUUGGCGGAAACCAGCACAGGUUUGGAAGCGAGCAUGAGCAACAGCACUUCCUGCAGGUCAGGGUUACUAGAGAAGGACGUUCCUCUGAUCUUCAUCCAUCCUCUGAAGACGGGUCUCUUCAGGAUCCGGCUGCAUGGAGCUGUGGGCAAAUUUGGCAUGGUGAUUCCCCUGGUGGACGGCAUGGUGGUCAGCCGCAGAGCACUUGGGUUUCUCGUGCGUCAAACAGUCAUCAACGUGUGCCGACGGAAGCGUCUGGAAAGUGACUUGUACAACCCGCCUCACGUGAGGCGGAAGCAGAAAAUAACUGAGAUUGUCCAGCGUUACCGCAACAAGCAACUGGAGCCCGAGUUUUACACCUCGCUCUUCCACGAGGUGGGGGAAGGAAAGCCUCACCUCUAACCUCCCUGGUUCUGUCCUAACACUGGCUCACAAGCGCACACAACAACACACACACACACACACACACACACACACACACUCACACACACACACACACACACACUCUUAUGCUAUACUCUCAUACACCAUUUUCAACUGUGCGUGCAUACACACACACACACACACAGAAUCUUUAUAUUUAUACUGUACUAUUUUGUUAUUUAUAUGAAUACAUAUAUCAACACUGUCUGCCUUUGACUCCGAGAGCAAAGCGUCAAAAACCAUGCCAAGGUGGAAGAAGCUAAAUUUCUAUGUCGCAGCCGCUCACUGAAGAUUCAAAUGGCUGAAGUUCAACAGUGACUGUCUCUCCUCAUUUAGGUUCGCUUUGUGGCAAAAGAGUUUCUGCUUGUCUUUAACUGCAAUACAAUAGUUACACUGUUGGCCUUUUUGAAAUUAUAAACAGUUUGUCCUUUUAAAAAAACCCUGUGACAUGAGUGCAUUUCAUGAUGGUUUGGUAAUACAAAAUUGUGUCCAAAAUCCAGAUCUGCAUAUCUGUUUUUGUUUUAAUUAAACAGAUCCACGGUUGGAUUUUUGCCAAGGAGAUAAAACAUGCAAGCAUCAUUAAAAAAAUGUUUUGUAACAUACGUCACUGCUGCUUUUAAGGCAGGCGGCUUCAAGAGUACAGAGAAAUGAUCGACGGCAUUAACCCAUAAUCUAACUUUACAACAAAUUGUCAUCUACACCCAAACACCUGCUAAAGUCUUCCUAGUGCACACACACAUUUUGUCCAUCGCAGCAGCUGACUGAGCACACAAAUAGUGCUGUUUCUAUUUUUUUGAUUUUUCAGAUGAUUUAUAGGACUUCUGUGUUGUUUUACUAUACAUGGAUGUCAUUUGUGACACCUGAGCAGUCAUCCCAUCUCAUAAAAGCUACACUGUGUGUGUGUGUGCGUCCGUGUGUGUGUAUGCGACCACAUGUAUGCUAGUUCAGUCAGUCAAAUUAUUGACACCACAAGGAGUCACAGUGACUCCUGAGCAGAUGAAUUCUGUCACUUUAAACAAAUAGGAAUCUCAAGAUAAAAACCAUUAAGAAAAUGUUCUAUUUUCUCUGUCAAGUAACACUAGAACUGGUUCACUCUUUAGGGCUUUGUAACAUUGGAGUUCACUGAUCAUGAAAGCAUUUACGGAGCUCCUGCAAUUUGCACUUGAUGUUUGCAGGGCUGUUAUGAAAUGAUCAAAAAGGCAUUGUAGGUUUUGAAUCUGCCAAUACCAAACAGAUACCAUAGCACAUUUUAAAGUGUCUUGCUUCUCCAAACAAAUCCAUGGUGAUGAAUUCAAAGGCCAAAAUACUCCAAUGUAGCUAACUUCCAUUUUGGCUGAGUAUAUCUGUAUAUUUUUUUUAAAUUCUAAACCCAGAAAGAGAAUAUUUAACUUUUCUGUUAUAUUCAGUUUGGAUAAUAGAAAUGUGCAGUUUUGCCUUCACAAAUCUUUUAGUAACUUUCACAAUUUUCUUUCACUUUUGUUUAUUCACUGUACUUUGGUUUUGGAUUCAAGCCCUCUCACUGUCUGCCUGUAACAAUGUGAAUUUAUUUAUCACAGAGAUGGAACAGGGCAAACACCUCUAGUUUCUUUUGUUAUUUGGAAAGUCUUAAUGCACUGAGCACAUUUUAUGUUUAUUUUCUAUUCCCUUUGGUUACCUUACUUGUCUUUUGUACUUUUGUGCAUUUUGAAAGAAAACCCUGCUGAAGGAAGAGUUUUAUCUUGUGAAAAUAUGAAUGAAGAAGAGGCAUUGUGGCGUUUUUAACCUAUCAUGUCUAAUCGUGUGACUCACUUUUUAUGAUGGUGCUUUAUGCACAUGCCUUUUUUUGGAAGGAAAAAGUACAUUAAAUAUGCUUCAAAGAAACUACAUACAAUCAGUCAUACAGUGUAUCCUAUGUUACUCCUUUGAUGUUUGAUCAUAUUUAAGGAUUUGCCAUGUACAGAAGCGGAGGAUGAUAUGUAAAUAUAUGAUAGUGUAAGGCAUUUACAAGUUGUCUGUUGCAUUCCUCAUCAUGAGAUGGCGCGAAAAGUUCUGUGUGUAUGCAAUUUUGUGUGGGAGGCUCACAAUGGGUAUUGAAUGUAACAUGCAUCAAUUAAAACUAUUAUUGACAUUUUAAUUUCUCCCAUUCCUAAUAUUUGACUUUUUGUUCACAGGUUUAUGUUGAUGAAGAAUAAAAUGAACUUCCACUUUU
This is a messenger RNA of Scomber japonicus (chub mackerel), 6969 nucleotides long. RefSeq names its product Ral GTPase activating protein non-catalytic subunit beta (gene ralgapb). The transcript has 31 exons. Lineage: Eukaryota; Metazoa; Chordata; Actinopteri; Scombriformes; Scombridae. Gene Ontology annotation, molecular function: GTPase activator activity. Gene Ontology annotation, biological process: activation of GTPase activity; regulation of small GTPase mediated signal transduction. The record is from RefSeq and is a predicted model, not a curated record. The coding region runs from base 174 to 4760 and encodes 1528 amino acids.